This is a messenger RNA of Ilex paraguariensis (yerba mate), 945 nucleotides long. The record is from the annotation of a GenBank genome assembly. NCBI's taxonomy places the organism in Eukaryota, Viridiplantae, Streptophyta, Magnoliopsida, Aquifoliales, Aquifoliaceae.
AUGGCUUCCCAAACUCUUUCCAACCUUCCUAUCAUAGAUUUCACCAUGGAAAACUUGAAGCCUGACACAAACUCAUGGCUCUCGGCACGCAGCGAUGUCCGGCGUGCCAUCAAAGAGUACGGCUCUUUCAUAGCUCUAUAUGAUAAGGUUUCUGCAGAGCUUAACAAUGAAGUCUUUAAUAAAUUGAAAGAGUUGUUUGAUCUUCCUACAAAAACUAAGUCCCAGAACUGGUCCGACAAGGUUUACUAUGGAUAUGUUGGCCAACUGGCUCAUCUUCCAAUCCACGAGAGUUUGGCGAUUGCAGAUGCAAACACUCUUGACGGAGUUCAAAGCUUCACAAACCUCAUGUGGCCCUCUGGAAAUGACAACUUCUGUGAAAACAUGCUAAAGUAUGGAAAGAAAGUAGCAGAACAAGAACAACUAGUGAGCAAGAUGGUGGUUGAGAGCUAUGGUUUGGAGAGGUACUACAACUCGCACCUCCAUUCAAUGACUUACUUCCUUCGAACCAUAAAAUACAGAGAACCCGAAAUCGAUGAGACCAAUGCUGGGACUGACAUUCAUACGGAAAAGAGCCUUAUAACAAUACUUCAUCAAAAUCAAGUCCAUGGUUUGCAGAUUCAGGCCAGGAAUGGCAACUGGAUCGACGUUGACUUCACACUGGAAUCCUUUGUGAUCAUUGCCGGCGAUGCUUCCUUGGCAUGGAGCAAUGACAGAAUACACUCACCUAGGCACCAAGUCAUCUUACGGGAGAAGAAAACAAGAUACACAAUAGGUGUGUUUGCAUACAACAUGGGAACAACUGACAUACCACAAGAGAUGGUUGACGAUGAGCAUCCAUUGCAGUUUAGGUCGUUCGACAACAUGGGGCUGCUUCAGUCCUAUUUCGACAACCCGACUUGCCUAACUGGGGAGACUGCAUGGAGCUAUUGUGGCAUCCGUGCUUAA